Salvelinus fontinalis (brook trout) is the source of this 9080-nucleotide messenger RNA. RefSeq names its product breakpoint cluster region protein-like. The record is from RefSeq and is a predicted model, not a curated record. Gene Ontology annotation, molecular function: protein serine/threonine kinase activity; GTPase activator activity; guanyl-nucleotide exchange factor activity. Gene Ontology annotation, biological process: protein phosphorylation; positive regulation of GTPase activity; intracellular signal transduction. Lineage: Eukaryota; Metazoa; Chordata; Actinopteri; Salmoniformes; Salmonidae. The transcript has 23 exons. Gene Ontology annotation, cellular component: membrane. The coding region runs from base 796 to 4830 and encodes 1344 amino acids.
CCUGCAGCCCUCCGUCUCCAGUACGAGAUUGGAACACGCAACCACAGGUCCACAGGCGAUGAACGGUGAAGAUCUGGAUAAACUGUACACUAACAAUGAACCGCGAAAACAUGGGAAAACAAGGCAAAACAAAUGAUAAUUUAUCCUCGAUUCGGAAUAGGGACAAGAUAAAAUGAAUUUGUCGUGGGAAAACCAUCAUUCUUUCUUUUUCUCAUUUUAUGCCAUUCUCCUUGGACGCUGAGCUGGUAUAAAGAUCUAGGAACAGCUGGAGCCGGUGAUAAUGGAACAGGGAUGUUGUCACCUGAGUAAACGAAGUUUAUCGUUUAUGGAAUAUAUGGAAAAAGCUUGACUUGAAUAAGACAAUGGAAAGUAAGUAGUUGGAGAGCCGUUAUCACUUUCUCAUCACACGGGAGUUCUAUAUCCAGAAGAUCAUCCGCUCAGGAGAUGUGUCUCAUAUUUUUUUCUGGAAUAAUGCAGAAGAGACGAGACCGUCGUCAAAUAUGAUUCGUGUCUGACAAAUUCGCAGGUUUGAGUGAUAAGCCUAUUUCUAUUGUUGACUAUUAAAUAUAUUGUGACUGCGAAUCGGUAAAGAGAUGACAACAGUUCAAUUGUCAGUUUUUGAACUGGUUUAACAUACCAUUAAUAUGAAUGGUAUUUUUCUAUAGUAGUUUCUCUAGGUACAUUCCGAUUUUUUCCCCUGACAGAAACUGUAUGAUAGACGAGAAAUAAAGAGCCCCGUAGGCUACUGGUGACAUCACCCCAGUCAGAUCUACUGCUGUACAGGAAAUAUCAACAAUGGUGGAGCCUGUGGGAUUUAUUGAAGCAUGGAAAGCGCAGUUCCCCGAGUCAGACCCCCCAAAGAUGGAGCUCAGGUCGGUGGGGUGCAUCGAACAGGAGCUUGAGAAGUGCAAAGCCUCCAUCCGGCGGCUAGAGCUGGAGGUGAACAAGGAGCGCUUCCGUAUGAUCUACCUGCAGACGCUGCUGGCUAAGGAGAGGAAGAGCUAUGACCGCCAGCGCUGGGGUUUCAGGAAGGCCCAGGUGAACGAGGUAGGGGACCAGGCAGGGCUGGGUGCUGAGUCUCAGCAGCCACACGUGCAGGAACAGGGGGAGCGGAGCCGGUUCCAACCGGUGGGGGAGGCUAGGUCCAAACCUAGACUCCCUCCAGCCCGGAAGUCAGCCUCCCACGGAGACGGGCUGGAGCUCCAGUCUGCCUUCGAGGUACCCCAGCAGGUAGAGCCCUGCGAGACAGACGGCCUCUCACCCUCCAAACAGAAAGGAGGUAUAUCCCCUCGCCGCCAAAAUCCACCCCCGAACAUGGACCUACCGUCUGACCCCAAUGACAAGCUUGGCAUGGGACUGGGGGUGGCAGCGCUGAGGUCUAACUUUGAGAGGAUCAAGCGGGCCAACUCUCACUCUGCCGGGGAUGGAGGGAAGAGCCAGGAGAAGCAGCAGCCCUUCUACACCAACAUGGAGUUCCACCAUGACAGGGGCCUGGUCAGGGUCAAUGACCGAGACGUCUCUGACAAGAUCAGCACCCUGGGCAGCCAGGCCAUGCAGAUGGAGCGCAAGAGAUCUCUGCACUCCCUGCCAGGCAACCUGGCCACUGUGGCAGGUGAGCUCCGCACCCGGCCUGUCUACAGGGGGCGCUCUACAGAGAGCACCUGUGGGUACGAUGCUGAAUACGAGGAUGGGGACCCCAACCCACGCCACCCCAAGGCCAACGGGAGCAAACAGCCUCCUCCACCCCCAUGGCAACCCUCUGACUUCCAGCCUUACACCAGUGUCUACGUGGGCGGGGUGAUGAUGGGCGAGGGCGGGGGGGAUGGAAGAGGGGGCGUCAUCAUGAGGGACCACAUCGGAGAAGAGCACCACCUGACCUGGCCCCGGCGCUCCUACUCUCCCGGGAGCUUUGAGGACGUGGGGGGCGGAGGCGGCGGCUACACACCAGACUGCAGUUCCAAUGAGAACCUAACAUCCAGCGAGGAAGACUUCUCGUCUGGCCAGUCCAGCCACGUGUCACCCAGUCCCACCACGGCCUACCGCCGGCCCUUCAGGGAGAAGAGCCGCUCGCCCUCGCAGAACUCCCAGAACUCCCAGCAUUCGUUUGACAGCAGCAGUCCCCCCACGCCACAGUCCCAGAAGCGCCACCGCCAGCAGGGCCACGUGGUCAUGUCCGAAGCCACCAUUGUGAGCGUCCGCAAGACUGGCCAGAUCUGGCCCCCACUCGAUCCGAACUCCACACCGGCCAGCAGAGCUUCCCAUGACAACAGUUUCCAUGGAGACCUGGAUGGUCCGUUCACGGGGACCCCUCCCACUUACGGCUACGAUGCGGACCGUGCGGAGGAGCAGAGGCACCACCAUGACAUCCUGCCCUACAUCGACGACUCGCCCUCCUCGUCGCCACACCUCAGCUCCAAGAGCCGCAGCAGCCGAGACACCCUCUCCUCCGGAUCCCUUGAGUCCUCCAAGUCGACGGAGUUGGACCUAGAGAAAGGCCUGGAGAUGAGGAAGUGGGUUCUGUCUGGGAUCCUAGCCAGCGAGGAGACCUACCUCAGCCACCUGGAGGCACUGCUACUGCCUAUGAAGCCUCUGAAGGCAGCAGCCACCACGUCCCAGCCAGUGCUGACCAUCCCCCAGAUCGAGACCAUCUUCUUCAAAGUGCCCGAGCUUUACGAGGUCCACAAGGAGUUCUACGACAGCCUGCUUCCCCGGGUGCAGCAGUGGAGCCACCACCAGCGCGUGGGGGACCUCUUCCAGAAACAGGCCAGCCAGCUGGGAGUUUACCGGGCCUUUGUGGACAACUACGAGGUUGCUGUGGAGACGGCUGAGAAGUGCUGUCAGGCCAACACGCAGUUUGCUGAAAUCUCUGAGAACCUCAAGGUGAGGAGCACCAAGGACUUGAAGGAUCAGUCAGCCAAGAACUCUCUGGAGACUCUCCUGUACAAACCAGUGGACAGAGUUACUCGUAGCACCCUGGUACUGCAUGACCUGCUGAAGCACACACCCUCCAGCCACCCAGACCACCCCCUGCUACAGGACGCACUCCGCAUCUCCCAGAACUUCCUGUCCAGCAUCAAUGAGGAAACCACGCCCAGACGCCAGUCCAUGACUAUCAAGAAGGGAGAGAACCGCCAGCUGCUGAAGGACAGCUUCAUGGUGGAGCUGGUGGAGGGAGCCAGGAAGCUCCGCCAUGUUUUCCUCUUCACCGACCUGCUGCUCUGCGCCAAGCUCAAGAAACAGAUCGGAGGGAAGAGUCAGCAGUAUGAUUCCAAGUGGUACAUCCCUCUGUCAGACCUAACCUUCCAGAAUGCAGAUGAGUCAGAGCCUCUGCCCAUCCCCCAGGUGCCUGACGAGGAGCUGGACGCCAUGAAGGUCAAGAUCUCUCACAUCAAGAGUGAGAUCCAGAGAGAGAAGCGAGCCAACAAAGGGUCGAAGGUGAUUGACAGGUUGAGGAAGAAGCUGUCGGAGCAGGAGUCUCUUCUGCUGCUCACCUCCCCCAGUAUGGCCCUCCGAGUACACAACAGGAACGGCAAGGGUUACAUGUUUCUGAUGUCAUCCGACUACGAGCGUGCUGAGUGGAAGGAGACGAUCCGGGAACAACAGAAGAAAUGCUUCAAGAGCUUCUCCCUGACCUCCAUGGAGCUACAGAUGUUGACCAACUCCUGUGUGAAGCUGCAGACUGUCCACCACAUCCCACUCACCAUCAACAAAGAAGGCCAAGAGGAUGAAUCCCCUGGCCUCCAUGGAUUCCUGAAUGUAAUCGUCCACUCUGCCUCGGGCCUCAAACAGAGCUUGAAUCUGUACUGCACGUUAGAGGUGGACUCCUUUGGCUACUUUGCGAACAAAGCCAAGACGCGGGUGUAUCGCUAUACCACAGAGCCCAAAUGGAACGAGGAGUUUGAGAUAGACCUGGAGGGCUCUCAGACCCUGAGGCUGCUGUGUUAUGAGAAGAGCUACAACAAGACCAAGCAGAACAAAGAGGACGGAGACAGCACCGACCGCAUCAUCGGCAAAGGACAGAUCCCGCUUGAUCCCCAGACGCUCCAAGCCAAAGACUGGCAGAGAACGGUCAUCCCCAUGACCGGGAUGGAGGUAAAUCUUUCUAUGAAGUUUACCAGCCGAGAGUUCAGUCUGAAGAGGAUGCCGUCACGGAAACCCAUGGGCGUGUUCGGAAUCAAGAUUUCUACAGUGACCAAACGGGAGCACUCCAAGGUGCCCUAUAUCGUCAGACAGUGUCUGGAGGAGAUUGAGCGGAGGGGGAUGGAGGAGGUGGGCAUCUACCGGGUCUCAGGGGUAGCUACAGACAUCCAGGUCCUGAAGGCUGCCUUCGACACCAACAACAAAGACGUGUCUGUGAUGAUGAGUGAGAUGGAUGUGAACGCCAUCGCCGGGACUCUAAAGCUGUACUUCAGAGAGCUGCCAGAACCCCUCUUCACUGACGACCUGUACCCCAACUUCGCAGGAGGCAUUGCCCUGUCUGACAGCGUUGCCAAAGAGAGCUGCAUGCUGAAUCUACUGCUGUCACUGCCAGAACCCAACCUGGUCACAUUUCUCUUCCUGCUGGAUCACUUGAAGAGGGUGGCUGACAAGGAGAGCAUCAACAAGAUGUCCCUCCACAACCUGGCCACAGUGUUUGGCCCCACCCUGCUGCGGCCUGCAGAGAAGGACAGCAAGAUCCCCACCAACCCCACGCAGCCGAUCAGCAUGGGAGACAGCUGGUCCCUGGAGGUCAUGUCACAAGUCCAGGUGUUGCUGUACUUCCUCCAGCUGGAGACCAUCCCCACACCGGACAGUAAGCGUCAGAGCAUCCUCUUCUCCACCGAAGUGUAGAGUGUUCCACAGGUUCCCAUCAUGAAGACAAUGGGGGAGAGAGGGUGAGAUGGAGACGUCGACUCAAACUGAGUCUACAGUACAGUAUGUCCAUUUGGGAAGGCUACUGAGAGUGAGAAUGGCCUUUGCUGGACUGUAGCAGGAGAUGUAUUCUGCACGGAUUCUGGACAUACCUUGCAGAGGGCGCCACCACCCCUCUGAGAACAAGAGGGUGGACACCAAUCCUCUGUUGUACCACACAUAUCUGAUGACGAUAACGCAUUAAUACAUCACACCCAAUAGCCAGUGUGACUCUUUGUGCCUCUCUGACGCAACAUAUCCUCCUCUCCUCGCUCUGUCUCUUCGCUCUCAUGUCGAAGCUCCACAGCUUGUGUACGGAAUGAAUGCCACUACUGAACAUGCCUGCUGCAACCAUAAAUGAAACACUUCAAUUUGAGUCUUAUCAGCAUGUAGGGGAAAAGAGUGUCCAAGGUUUAUUUUUUGUUGUGCUAUUGGCUCCUGCUUUGUAGGCAGAAAAACAGGCGGAGCCUGCACAGCGUUGUGUUUAGCUUUUCAAAUGUUGAGUUAUUUCUUAAUCCACUGCUGAAGAGAUUCAAACCGUAUGUUUUACACAUGAUUCAUCAGGACCACAACGCUACGAGCGUUAUGUUGAAAAGGAACAUCUGGGUUUCUCUGAAGACUUUUAAACAGGAACAUCCAGAGCUGUCAGGAUCACCAGUCUAUUUGUGUGUCCCAGGAAUCCACCACUCACAACAUCAAAAAAGUGUUUACAAGAUAAACAAGCCUUGGACAAAGGCAGAGACGGGGAGACUGCAACAAAGGCAUUUGUGAAAUAGGAACAGUUGACAGAAACAGAUUAUCUAUCAAUUAUAAUAAGACAGUUUGGAGCAUAAAGCAAUUCCCCCUUUUUGUGUUCGUUGUGUUUCAAGUAGUCCUCAGCUUAAAUACCCAGGAAGCAAUAGAUGUUCUAACAUAGGAGUUUGUCUGCAUUCACAUCCUUAGUCCGGAGAUGUCCUCAUGGUAACAUUGGAGAUCUUGCCAAAAUGAUCUGUUGUUUGGGAUAAAAUAAAACUAUUGUAUUUACAGAUACAGUAUGUACAUAAUCAUAAUGCUAUAAUUGUUUUAUUUUACUUAUUUUAACAGUGUAAUAAUCAUUGUUAUGAUUAUAAUUUAUGAAGAAGAAAAACUGUGUGUGGGGGGGGGGGGGGUCUACAUGUUUUUUUCUAUGUGUUUAUUUUGAUUUGAUGAAGGUGGUAUAGGUUACAGACUUGAGUCCUGGAGGUCUGAGGUGAUGGGAGAUCAUAUGCUGCCUAUGUAACCAGGAUGUAGCCUUGUUGUGGGAAUAACUGCAGUUUUGUCCAGCCUAAUGUUAGCCAUUUAUCCGUCAUGAAGGUAAGACUCCAUCUUUGAAUGCCAAUGUCACAACCACUCUUCAUCUGUUUGAGUGUUCCAGUCCACAACCACCCACCCUGAAAUAUUGAUGUGUUACUGAAGUAGGAUACAAAACAGUACAUUUAGUUGUAUACAGAACAACAAUAACAUGUUCCCUCUCUACAAUUUACAAUAAUAACAUGUUCCCUUUCUACAACUUCCAACAAUAACAUGUUUCCUCUUUACAAUUUACAAUAAUAACAUGUUCCCUUUCUACAACUUCCAACAAUAACAUGUUUCCUCUCUACAAUUUACAAUAAUAACAUGUUCCCUUUCUACAACUUACAACAAUAACAUGUUUCCUCUCUACAGCUGUGUUGGUGGAGACAGUUAUUCUCAUGAAAAUGAAAAGAAUUAACCUGUUUCAAACAAGUUGCGCUAAAUUGUGGGCGCUCUACAUUUUAUCCAAAGUGGACCAUUCUGUUGAUGUUAUGAAGGAAUACUUGUUUAUCUUCUUUUCAAUGAAAGUGACCCAUCCUUUUCUCACCCAUAUUUAUGAGGGUGGCUGGACAGCUGUCAUUAACUGUCCUCUACACCCUUCCUUAAGCUCUUCUCCCUCCUGGUCUGCCUGAUAGUAACCCACCAAAGGGCCAUGGAAAAGAAAAUGCUCUUAGAAUAUUUUGUUUGGAAGGAAAAAAGAGAAGAUUAUAUUAGAAUGGUUUUCAUUUCAGUACCUGCAGGCAUGCAGGCAUGUUUGAUUAAUGCAGGCAUGUUUGAUUAAUGCAGGCAUGUUUUAUUAAAGUUAUUUUCUUCUGUGUGUUGUCAUAAACAUAUUGUUAUAUUGGCAGCAGGAUGUUAUCGACCAACAAGUGUUUUGGUUUUGAUAACCAAGCUUAAAAUAUGUUAUGAUAUUUAAUUCUGGCUGGAUAAUUGUUAACAAGUCAUGUGUUUACUAACUCAGUCUGUACUACUGUCUGCACUACUGAGAUUUCAUGAAGAACUCCGACAUUUUGAAGUUAGCAGAGACAUUUCCGACAGUUUUGACUGUCAGUAGCUAGUGUAAAAUCUGGCAUCUGAGUGUAUGGUUGUACAUGCAAAAAGUAGAAUUAAGACAUAACGUUUCAAAUCCUGACUUAUCCAUAUGCUAACAUAUCAAUUAAAUCAGCUCCAGUUAAUAGCCAUAGUCAUAAUUUUAGUAACACAUUUUGUCCUAAUAUAUCCUCACAUGUCCCAUACACAUAACUGUACAUUGGAGGAAGCCAUUGAUUAUGAGCGGGAAAGGCAGUGCAUUCACCAUUCAUUUGGAUCUCUUUGAUUUAUAUAAUUAGUGAUCAAUGUGACAUGCUCUGCUCCAUUGUGCCUCCGCGUUAUAGCUUUUAUUCAGAACGUAUGCCGUGGAUUUCAAUGUGUCAGUGGAAUUGCUGUAAGGGGACUUACUGGGGUGCUGUAGUCUCCCUCGCCUUUUGAGAAAACAGACCUGUCCUUAAGGCACCUAUUUUGAGACCAAUACAUGAACGUAGAGUUUGGUAUCGCACUUCAUGGCACUAUAUGGGAGAUCUCGUCUGAAUACUAUGAUACCAAGCUAAGCCCAAUUCAUUUUUGCAAUCAUACGAGACAGACACAGAAAUGCUUGGUCAAUAACCCUCACUCUGCCUUAGCUCUGUCAACAUUAGCAAAAUAACUAAUUUUCAGCUUUUCUGUUCCAGUUCUGUGUAAAAUGAAGUCUAGUGUAUUUAUGGAGAUGAAUACCCUCAUCGGAAGGAAAAUAUAUUAGUAGUAGCAAAGUGGCAAAGUGGUAUCUAUACUUAUACUAUAAAAUUCACUGUCAUGUUAUCUGACUCAUAUAUAGAUAAUAUCUCUCAAGGCUCUAUGCUAUGCUGUGUAUCGUUCAUUUGCAAGAUGUCCUUUGUUUUUUCAAAUAACUGCCAAACAGUUUGUAACCAUCUGUUGUCCUAACUGUAACUACUGUAUGUAUCAACAUGUCACUAAUCCAAAACAUGAUCUAAUUUGGAGGGGCUUGCACUUUCAGUUCCUUUUGGUUUUACUCCAGACUGCCCACUGUGAUGCUUUAGGACAUUGUCUGUGGUUUGGAAAAUAUUUGCAAGGAAAGAUGAAGGUUAUUUGAGUUUAUAUAGGUUAGUCAUCUCUCUAACCUUGUCUUAUGGUUGUACAAUAUGUAUUGUAUGUAUCAUACUAGAGACAUUGGGUUCUUAGGUUUAUUUAUUGUGAUGUUCAUCAAAGUUUGGGAAAUACAUUUAGGAUUAAUCAUAUUAAUAAAACAGUUGAGUAAUUAGGCUUCAACUGAAAGAGAAUUUGGUUAUUGAUUGUCAGUGUGAUUCCUCAUAGGGCUAGUCACUUACCCUGCCUCUUUCAUAAAAAAGUAAUAUAUGUCAACAUAAGAUUAUUCUAAAUAUGUGUACUAUGUUUUAAAGUCUAAAAAUAUGGAAUAUAUUACUCUAUGUACGACUUUAGCAUUUCAGUGUAUGCAUACCGUAUGAUGAAUGAAUAUUCAUUCUUCCAGUCCUUGUAAGUUGACAUGAGCCUGGCAAUAGGUUAUUAUAAUUCACUCCCUUAUUAAAUGUAUUUUAAAUGACCUGAAACCAUAUUUUGACAUGUUGGGAAUAUGUGGGUUUUAUUCCACAUUUUCUAGUUAAUUGUGUGAAGCUAAAAUUAUGGUACUUGCUUGUUAUCCACAAAAAAAUACAUACCUUUUUUCUGUUUUUCAAUUUAGAUUUAUUUCCUUCUGGUCAACAUACAUGUUAUGUCAUGAGUCUGUAAAAAGGGAUACUGUAGUUUGAGGAAAAUACAUGUUUGGAAGGCAUUUGCAGCCUCUGUUUGUACACAAAAUGUUAAAUAAAAUCGCUAUCUAUGUAAAAAUA